GUCUUUCAAAAACAAACUUUUAUUUAUUGUCUUCUUUUUCUUCUUUUCAGUCUAAAUUGUGACAGUCCUGCUGAAAUGGAAACCAUUUUUCUUCAGUUCCCCAGUACAACAACAUUACUGGGCACUUUUGGGAUCCUACUGGUUUUGUAUCUGGUAUUCUCCAGCUUUGACUUUCAAAGAAAGGAGCCUCCGGGCCCCUGGCCACUGCCUCUGUUUGGCAAUUUGCUGCUGCUGGAUUCUAAAUCACCCCACACAACGCUGUAUCAGAUGUACAAGAAAUAUGGACCGGUAUUCACUUUCCAUUUUGGGCCUCAAAAAAUGGUAGUGUAUGCAGGACACAAGACAAUCAAGCAGGCUCUGGUGAACAACAAUGCAUUUUCAGAGCGAGAAGUUUCCCAGAUUGUCAUUGACAUUAAAUUAACACGUGGUAUUGGAUUUGCAAACGGAGAUUAUUGGAAAGAAAUUAGGAACCUUGUGAUGGCUAACAUGAAAGAUUUUGGAAUGGGAAAAAAAGCAUUGGAAGAGAAAAUCAUUGAAGAGUGCAAAAGUCUGAUUGAGACAUUCAUGGAAAAAAAUGGUAAAGCUUUUGAUACAGCGCAGCCAGUAAACAACGCUGUCUCCAACAUCAUCUCUUCUAUUGUCUAUGGAAACAGAUUUGAAUACGAUGACCCACUGUUUAUAUCUAUGGUGGAGCGAGCUCUUAAGAACACUCAACUCAUGGGAUGCGCUUCAAUUCAGUUAUAUAAUUUCUUUCCAAGGCUUUUUGGUUGGCUUGGAGCGCGAAAGCAACUGCUGGAGAGUUCGUUAACUAAUAGAAGAUGCAUAAAAGAGUUGAUCCAGGGUUUACAGGAAAGCCUUAAUCCGCACAUUUGCAGAGGUUUAGUGGAUUCUUUUCUGGCCCGCAAAAUUCAGCAUGAGGCCUCUGGGAAUAUGAAUUCUCACUACCAUGAAGACAACCUUCUGGAGACUGUUCUCAACCUGUUUGCUGCUGGCACAGACACUACUUCAGCCACUGUUAGAUACGGCUUACUGCUCAUGGCCAAGUAUCCUAAAAUACAAGAUCAGGUCCAGGAAGAGAUGAACAGGGUGGUAGGAAGCCGUCAGAUCCGGGUAGAGGACAGGAAGAACCUUCCAUACACUGAUGCUGUUAUCCAUGAAAUACAGAGAAUAACAAACGUUCUCCCAACAACUUUACAUCGCACCACACGAGAUGUCACCUUCCAGGGCUACUUCAUCAAGAAGGGAACUCCAGCACUGUUUCUGCUUUCUUCUGCUCUUUUGGAUGAAGACGAAUGGGAAACACCUUACACUUUCAACCCAGCCCACUUCCUCGAUGAGGAUGGAAACUUUAAAAAGAGAGACGCUUUUCUACCAUUUUCUGCAGGUGCAAGGGUUUGUGUGGGAGAGAGUUUGGCUAAGAUGGAGCUGUUCCUUUUCUUCACCUCCCUCUUUCAACACUUUUGUUUCACUCCUCCACCUGGAGUUAAAGAGGAUGAACUGGAUCUGACACAGAUUGUGGGCUUCACCCUCACCCCUUCGUCUCAUGAGUUGUGUGCUAUCAGCAGGGUCUGAAAAAGAUUGAACAAAUUUAUACAUUGAGUGCUUUGAUAUGUCUUUUUUAUCUCAAUAUUUAGUGCAUUUAAAUUAUGUUUUUUUUAAUUUAAAAAGCAUGCCACUCAUUGCACUCCUGGUCAGAUGGGAAGUCAGGGAUAAGUAGGGAUUUGUGAGCUUUAUUUGAGUCUACUACAAAGCCUCUCUGUUAAGAUGUCAGAGUGAAUCUAAAAAGUGCUUUUUCCAUCUUUAUGCUGAACUAUAUUGCUUUCUUUUGUCUAACUUUUGACAACUGGGAGUUUCUCUCUGGUGCUUUCUGCUGGCCUAUGACUCUCUUCAUGUUUUCAGGAAAAAGGCAUCACAGUUUUCUAAAGAUUGAUUUAAAAGAUGCAUUGUGAGACAUUUCCCUUGUUGAUUUAAAAAUCCACUAUGUCCUUGAUUUGUGCUUCACGUCCUGCUGAUUCAUAAAUAAAUAAGCAAGAAAAAAAAGCCUUGACAUAACCUUUACCUAACUUUGAAUUGAUUGCAUAUUGUAAAAUUAAAUCAAAACAAUUUCCAAAUCAUUGUUGUCACUUUUAUACAUUAUUAAAAUGUACUUUGGAUGUCAAAAAUAAACUGAAAACGCUUCAGCACAUGUUCCUUGUAAAAAUAUGUUUCUUCAUAACGGACUGUCUCCCUUUUUGGUUAACACUAUAAAGUUAGACAUAAAAUUAGACAAACUGUCAGUAACUCAUCAUCAGGAUCAGGAUAUGUGCUGUGUCCAUUUAAAACCAACUUAAGCACCAUGACACAAUUUAAUCAAAUCAACCUUAAAAACCUGGAGGACAUUAUACAACAAUUAAAUUCCUCCUCCUGCUGUCUUGAUAUUCUGCAAACAGGAUUUUUCAAAAAGGUUUCCCAAGUCAUGGCUCCAGAUCUGUUACAAAUUGUAAACAUGUCUUUUCUCUCAGGUGUCUUCCCACAGGCCCUGAAAACAGCAGUCAUCAAGCCACUAUUAAAAAAGAACAAUCUAGACAAGUCAAUAAUGAACAAUUACAGGCCAAUAUCAAAUCUUCCUUUCUUAAGUAAAAUAAUCGAAAAAGCUGUUUUUCAACAGUUAAAUAACUUCAUGACAUUGAGCGACUGUUUCGAUGUCUUCCAGUCAGGUUUUAGACAAAUCACAGCACUGAGACAGCUCUGGUUAAAGUGUUUAAUGACAUCCGUUUAAACACAGACAGUGGCAGAACCUCAGUCUUAGUUUUACUUGAUCUCAGUGCUGCAUUCGACACA
This is a messenger RNA of Labrus mixtus (cuckoo wrasse), 2820 nucleotides long. RefSeq names its product cytochrome P450 2K1-like. Gene Ontology annotation, molecular function: iron ion binding; oxidoreductase activity, acting on paired donors, with incorporation or reduction of molecular oxygen, reduced flavin or flavoprotein as one donor, and incorporation of one atom of oxygen; heme binding. Bases 76 to 1572 code for a protein of 498 amino acids. Gene Ontology annotation, biological process: xenobiotic metabolic process. The transcript is spliced from 9 exons. Lineage: Eukaryota; Metazoa; Chordata; Actinopteri; Labriformes; Labridae. Gene Ontology annotation, cellular component: cytoplasm; intracellular membrane-bounded organelle. The record is from RefSeq and is a predicted model, not a curated record.